Linnemannia hyalina is the source of this 1056-nucleotide messenger RNA. Lineage: Eukaryota; Fungi; Mortierellomycota; Mortierellomycetes; Mortierellales; Mortierellaceae. The record is from the annotation of a GenBank genome assembly.
AUGCCGCCACGUUCCUUCAUACUGGACCUCCCCACAAGACCAACACCCAAGCGAUUAUCUCCUGCAGAACGAGAGCACGAAGAAUUGACUUCAUUUGAGAAGAAGAUUGCCAACAACCCCUAUGCAUUCCUGACAAAGUUCAUACAGGCAGCAGGACCUGACGACCGGCCCUGGAUCGUACCCGAACGGAUCUUGCCCCACGCCAUCACCAAGAAACCAACACCAAGUGCCUAUCAGGAUGACCCACGCAACGGAUUCGGCAAAUGGAUGACCACCACAUCUACCGUCAUCAACAAUGUCAUCAGAGAAGGAAAGUAUAAGAGCAUCAACACGGUGGCGUUUAUGAGACAGGACAUGUCGAAACUGGUCUAUGCGCAGUGGUCGAUCCGAGUCGCGCAUGAGUUCAGGGUGCUGUACAAGACGUCGUUUACAAAGGAGACCAAGAAACAGCCCACGCUUCGUCGACCUCGGUUCAUUGUCUUGGAUGGAGCGUAUGCUCAUCCACCUGGAACUAGAGGAAAAAUUGACAUUACUGGCAGUAACGGAUUGGUCGAAGGGUUGAGACCGAUUCUGGGGUUCAGGAGUGCGCAGAGGAUUGAAGUGCCGUGUGUGAUGUACUUUGGCAAGGGGCUCCAGCUGACUUCUGGGACAAGCACCAGCAAGGAUGCUGCGGCAAUGAGCAAGGAGAGUAAGAAGAAUAAGGAUCGGGAUCUCUCAAUGUCGCGGCGAACCUCAAAAUCAGGACUACUGGAUGAAAUCGACAUCACGAAACCUAAUCUCCCGACGCUCGCCAAGGAUAGGCAGCUCGCACAUGAGAAGAUGGAGAUCUGGCAAUCCACUGGACGGCGGUUCAAGUCACCUGUGUAUGACAUGGAGCGGCUGUUUGAGCAUCAUCCUCAGGGUCUGGAUGUCAUCAAGCAGAAGUGUCUGGAACUGAUGCCGAAUGCUCAGGUGCCAUCUAGUGACGAGGAAGUAGCACCGGUGUGGUUGGGCGUGAGAGGAUCAAGGGAGACUAUCCCGAUCUGUAUCGGGCUCUGGAAAAUGACCUAUUUGUAA